AUGGGACUCAAAAAGAAGACCGUGUCAGUGAAGGAGGGAAAUUCUGUUACACUAAAAACCGGUGCAGUCGAGACCCAGAGAGACGAUGAAGUGCUCUGGAUAUUUGGACCUCAAGAAACAGUCAUCGCUCAAAUCUACAAAAAUGACCGUAACAUCUCAUACACCGAUGAUGAGCGAUUCAGAGACAAGCUACAGCUGGACCAUCAGACUGGAGAUCUGACCAUCAGCGACAUCAGGAUCCCAAUCUCUGGAGAUUAUCAGAUGAAGAUCACUGGCAGCAAAGCAAAAAAUAAGAGAUUCAAAGUUAUUGUACGAGAGGACACACGGAAAUUCACAGAAGGAGAAUCUGUCCAUCUGCAGACCGGUGUUACUGAAAUACAGAAAGAUGAUCUGAUACUGUGGAAGUUUGAACCUAAAAAUGCCCUUAUCGCCAAAAUUGAUGGACAGAGCAAUGAGAGCAAUGUCUACGAUGAUGAUGACGGAUUCAGAGACAGAUUGGAGCUGGACAAUCAAACUGGAGAUCUCACCAUCACAAACACCAAAAGCACAGACUCUGGAGUUUACGAACUGCAGAUCAAGAGCAGAAAUAAAGUCUUGUACAAAAAAUUCAACGUUCUUGUUUGGCUGAAUAAUCUGAAAUAUACAGUUGGAGAUUCUGUCACUCUACAAACUGGUGUUACUGCACUGAAUGAAGAUGACCGGAUACUGUGGAAGUUUAGCGAUAAAGAUAUUUUUAUAGCUGAACUCAAACGAGCCACCAAUCAGACCAAAUUAUAA
This is a messenger RNA of Cyprinus carpio (common carp), 777 nucleotides long. RefSeq lists its product as uncharacterized. The transcript has 4 exons. The coding region runs from base 1 to 777 and encodes 258 amino acids. Lineage: Eukaryota; Metazoa; Chordata; Actinopteri; Cypriniformes; Cyprinidae. The record is from RefSeq and is a predicted model, not a curated record.